Messenger RNA from Strongylocentrotus purpuratus (purple sea urchin), 2813 nucleotides. RefSeq names its product centromere protein I (gene cenpi). Bases 128 to 2392 code for a protein of 754 amino acids. The record is from RefSeq and is a predicted model, not a curated record. The transcript is spliced from 17 exons. Gene Ontology annotation, cellular component: kinetochore. NCBI's taxonomy places the organism in Eukaryota, Metazoa, Echinodermata, Echinoidea, Camarodonta, Strongylocentrotidae.
UUUGAUUGUCAGAGCACGAGAUUUCCAAUAUUAUGAAUGUUUGGCGGCAGGCGUUAGAUUUUAUUGUUGCUUCAGAGGGGACUUUAAACUUGAGUCUUAAGAGAAGUUCCCCAAAGGACAAGGAUGAAUGUUUCCUAAGCAAUUUAGUACAUCAUCUGAGCAAUACAAAAUGGCUGCCAGGUCACGUCAAAGCAUAACCCCUCAAAAGUCAAUGGUGAAAUCUCCUUCCAAGAAGGAAAAAGAGAGUGUGAAACGACUGAAAGAGGCUGUCAAAUUCUUCACAGAUCCGACAAGUGAUACCAAAGUUAGGGCCAACAUCAAGCUUAGUAAUGCCCUGGAUACCAUCAUACAAGAAGCUCAGAGAAAUGGUUUGAGUGAGGCGGUCAUUCUAACUCUGGUCGAUAUAGCAGCAUCAGCGAAAUUUGCUGACUCCACCAAUUCUCGUCUCAUCAAGCAUCUCCUACCAAUGGAUAGCAUCCCGGAGGAUGCGGCCGUACAGAGUAUAUCCUGGAUGUGCACCAACAAGCCCUCUCAUGAAAAACAGGCAUUGCUUCUGAAGUGGAUCGUAUUGACCUUUGACCUCUUGGAUGGAACAGAAAAGCUACAUGCCUUGUAUGGCAUUAUCUUCUACUUCAUUGAGAAUGAUACCUUAUGCCCACAUGCCUGCCAUCUUCUCUAUCUAUUGACGAGAAAAGAAGACGUCAUCGCUCACAGAGUGAGAAAACUCCUCAGUGUACAGAGGAGAGUGGGUUCACAGCCCCACAUCACAGGACUGCUUUCCAUCUACAAGGUCUUCGCCCCUCACCUUGUCUCACUGUCCCUGCCGUCAACACAGAGGGCCUACUUCAAGCUGACGGACCGUAACUGGGCGUCCAAGGUGCGCGAGGCGAGAGAGAGGAUCCAGGAGGGAAGGCCGGCCAAUACGAGCAUGCAGAGGGAUGCGGCUCAUAGAACAAUCACAGACGUUGCCAUGGUGCAAAAGAGGAGGAAGCUCAACCCUGUACCUGACCUGCGCUCUUCUUACACGACCCUUGACCCCAGGGCAGAGGUCAUGACGAAAGUGCCCCUUGAGCAGGUCAAGUCUUUUGAAGAGUUUCUCGACACCUUUGACCACCUGGAGCUACCAAGCCAGGCUGCCGCCGUGCUUAGGUCACCUGUCUUACAGUAUCUGGUGGCAUGUAGGAGGGACCAGGCCACCACGCAGAGACUCAACUUCUGGCUCUCACAGACACUACAAAUAGAGCUCAUGGAUUCAGGGAGCUGUAAUGGGAGAACAGAGCAACUUCUCCAGCUGCUGAUCAACUUUAUGGAUUUUAUUCAGGAGAGCGUUCCAGUUUGUGAGCAGUUCUUGACGAGGUAUCUAUUGACAUGGAACGGUCACGAUUACAGGCCGUACAUACUCAAGAUGAUCAGCAGAUUUAGGAUAUAUCAAUUCCAUGUCCUCAACGACCUGGUCCUGGAACCGCUCCGGGCGCUGUUCUUCAGUUCUUCUGUCUACUUCAAGUGCCAGGUCCUUCACACGCUGACAGAGCUCCUGCGGAACUACGUAACCCACGAGAUCAGCCGGUAUCAUGAGACGGCACAGAGGCAGAAGGUGGAGGAGACAGAGACAUUGUUGGAGGACGAUGACGACAUGGAGGCACGUCCUCUUCAUUCAAGUUCAUCUGUAUUCUCUAUUCGGGUGGCAUACUUUGACCCGAUGAACACGGUCAAGAAGCUGGUGGAGUUUGUGGAUGGACUGUGCUCCGUCGCUCUUCAGCUUCAUCAGCAUCAUUCCCUUCUCUUGCAUCACACGCUCACCUUCUUUGAACUGGUGGCGUCUCUCUACACGAAGCAUGGUAUUGUCUUUUCGCAGAUGCCGGCGAAGAUAAACUGCUACCGGGCCAUGUUUGGUAUAGAUCCCACGGCGUGCUCUAGGAUGUGCCAGAUCAUCUGCAAUUACAAGGCAGAGUUCACCGCACUGCAUGCUGACAAUGACAUCCACAAACAAUGGGAGGAGAUGAAGAAAGGCAUCAUCGUCCUGAACAGCAUCAUCCUGACGCUCUGUAACUGCCUGUGGCGGACCAGGGCCUUUGAUACCACCAUGGAUCACGGGGUUUCCCUGGAGUACAUGGAAGCCACCAAGAUACCCAACCCCAACAAGAUAUUCUCCAUGCAGGGCAGUCUGGCUACGGUCUGCUUCUGCAAGAAAUUCUUCGUAGAGACUCAACCAGCAAGUAAGUGGGUAGAGCCCCAGAUGAUUAAGAGCGUUCACAAACCUGUCUACAUGGAAUUCCUACAGAGGGAGAGGAUGGAUGGGAUCGUCAACUUCAUCCAAACGUUUAUACGACGGACAGGAGCGAGUCAGACCACAGAUACUAGUAAACUUGAACAGACAAGCACCCAAAAUUGAAGAUAUGUGAACAACUUCAUCCAAACGUUUAUACGACGGACAGGAAUGAGUCAGACCACGGACAGUAAACUUGAACAGACAAGCACUCAAAGUUGAGCAUAUGUGAACAACUUCAUCCAAACGUUUAUACGACGGACAGGAGCAAGUCAGACCAUGGACAGUAAACUUGAACAGACAAGCACUCAAAGUUGAGCAUAUGUGAACAACUUCAUCCAAACGUUUAUACGACGGACAGGAGCGAGUCAGACCACGGACAGUAAACUUAAACAGACAAGCACUAAAAGUUAAGGAUAUGUGAACACACACUUUGGAGAGGUGGGACAUGGCCACCUGUAUCGAAGAACUGUAUCGUGGAUUAAUAAUGAACAUUAUACAUUUGGUCAUGAAAUAAAAAUGAGGUGGUAAUUUCAUAGUGUCAAUU